GCAUGCCUGCCGAAGCCUCUCUGCUUCUCUGUUCGUCGUUCUGACACGCACAGCCCGGAGGGAACCGUGAGCAUCGAAGAAGCGGUAGUGGGGCCGGGUGGCGACUCCAACAUCAACAGUCCCAUCGUCACCAUGGUGGCUAGCACUGCCGAGUCGGCUCCCAUGACCUUUCCGCUCAACGCGUCGACGAACGUGACUUUCGCUGGGGAGAGGCACCUCCACGCCUGGCUCUCGCACCAGUUCUCGGGACAGUCGGGCUGCGAGCUGUCGUUGGUGGCACGCGCCAGGCAGUUCAGCUCAAUGCUGGUUCUGAUCGGACGAGUUUCGUCUGCAACCAGCUUCGACCCGAAGUAUGCGGCCAUCAUCCAGAACAAGGAUGAGCUGACGAUACCCUUGAAUCUGUCGACGAUUCCAUCCCCAAAGGAGUUCAAAGAUGCCAUUGAGUCUCUCUCACCAGAGCAGCAAGCCUUCGCGAAAGCCUUCCGCGCGAUGCAGCUGGAGUCGACCUUGUUUGGUGUGCUGGUGGUGCAGAUUAAGCCGCAGCUGGAGCGCGUGCUGAACCUGGCGGACGACAGCCUGACGAAGGAGAUCAAGCUCACACAAGAUUUGAUGCAGCUUUUCAUCAAGUAUCAGAUCCCCAGUGACUUGCUCUCCUUUGACGCCACCUCCGGCGAGGCGGAGCUCUUGAAUCCCACGGCGGCCGAGCGCUUGGAGCGCGUGAAAGGACAUGUGCAAGCGAUGCACGAGAUGCUGGCUCAGGCUAAGCAAGAGGAGAUCCAGGAUCGAGAGCAAGAAGUUCUCUACGACGAUCCCUUUGCGAACCAGCCGAGAGGCAAGGGUGCUGCUCUCAAACACAGAGCCCGGCCACAAGGUGGAAUGAAGCACGCAAUCCAGCUUCAAGCCUCCCCCGUCCUGUGCGCGGCGGAAUCCGCGAUGGCACCGGUGCCAGCGCCACCGUGCGCUGCACCAGUUGUCGUUGGAUCUGCUCCUCCCCCCGCACCACUGCCACCGCAGCAGCAGGAGCCGCAGCAGCAGCAGCAGCAGCAGCAGUCGGUGCCACAGCCCACUCAGAAGUUUGUCGACGAAACCGGUUCGGUAGGGGCCAGCUCCGGCACCCGGGACUACACACAGGUGCCAGUGGAAAUGGACCAGCGCUUUGAGAAGCUUGACACCGACAAUUCCCUCCGGCCGACCAUCAUCAAUCCCGGUGAGAGGUGGACAAAGCAGUCUCAGAAGGCGUUGUUGGCCAGCCCUUCUACGUCCCAGUUGUCCAAGGCAGAGCAGAAGACGGAAAGAGAGGCCGCCUUCGAUCUCCUGGAUGCCCUGACGAAGUCUGGGGCUUUGCCCCUGACCCACGCGAGCCUGCACGUGGUAAUCGCAGCGACGCAUUGCUUCGACAAGACCGUCACGGAGACCGUCAUCCAGAACAACGUCAACCCCAUCGCGAAAGUUGAGCGCUCCUCACUCAUCAUGGCCUCCACGGUGCACCAGAAACCGGUCCAAGACCUCAUCAAAGAUGAGCAAGUCCAGAGAGUGACGGACGCCUCCCCUCAGCUCUUCCUGGAAGACGCUAGCUGA
Molecule: messenger RNA, 1578 nt
Organism: Symbiodinium necroappetens
Lineage: Eukaryota; Dinophyceae; Suessiales; Symbiodiniaceae
Source: the annotation of a GenBank genome assembly